CUUUUAAAAAAAAAUGGUUGCCUGUAAAGUCGGUUUUACGGGCGAAGAUUUUACGUGACAACGUCUUUUUCUCGGUAGAAUAUUUAUUGAUAUGAAUAUAAUUAAAUUGCACAAUAGGAACAAGGAAUUGAAUGAAAAUAAGAAUUGCACAAAUUUUAACUAUAGAAAUAUAUUUUGUUUACUAAAACAUUGUACAUGUAAACUUAAACUUAACACGAGAGACUCAUCGUAACGUUACCGAGCGUUACACUUUUUCAUAAGUGACUCCCAGCCGCAACCUAAUUUAAGACGUUGUCACGUCAAAAAAUCGUUGGUCGUGACAACGAAAGAAAGAAAAAGUUUAAAAUAUCUAAAGUGAUAUUUACUAUUUUGUUUAUCAUUGCCUCAAUUUUGUAUAUAUACUAUGGCAAUAUUUAUUAUCAUAAACGAAAGCGUUAUUAGUAGACAAGCUAUGUUACAGCUUAAGAAUUUAUUCAAAAUGACUCAAUAUUUAUAUACAAAUAAAUUGGUUGAAAAUCGUUUUCAUAUAUAAAUAAAAAAAAAAUGAUUUUUUAACCAUAAACUUUAUUUUUUUUGACAAUAGUGUAUCUAUGUAUGUCCUUGUCAUUCUUUAUACAGAAUGAAAAGGAGAGUCUGAAGUUAAAUUUAGUUUAAGUUUAGAGAAUCAUGCCAGAAUCGAUAUCAUUGACUUUCUAAAGAUAGAAUACUUAGCAAGGUUUUUUAAAGAUUUUUCUUCUUUUCAUAUUUCUGCCAAAAAUUGUUCUUGAUGUGCUCUUAACCUACCUUUGAUUGAUAUCUAAAUUGAUAUCAAUCAAAGGUAGGUUCAAAUUUUUAUACGGAUUGCUUUGAUUUGAUAAAAAAAAUCCAUACGGAUUUCAUACGGAAUUUGGCAUUGAAAUUACGGAAACACCGGCUUAAAAAUCUGUGGCAACACUGCUAUCUACUCAUAUAAAAAAUUAAAAGUACGUACUCUGUUAAGUACCUACGUAACUGUAGAAAAUUCGGAGUUUCUCAGUAAGUUCAAAAUGCUUAGUUUAUUGUAAUAAAAUAAACAAUUAAACUGUUGCUUAAUUUUUAAACAUGGACUUCGAUUGGACGAAUUAUUUAGAAGCAAAUAAAACCACGGCUGUGCCCGAAGAAUUAUUUUCGCAUGUUGAAUCCAGCCUUAACAAUGGAAUCAAGCAGGGUAUGCUUCUUGAAGUGUGUCAUAAAAAUAAUCCAGAUAUCUAUUGGAUUGCUGAGAUUACAAUGGUUUGCGGUCAUCUCUUGAGAAUAAAGUUUUUGGGUGCAGAGGAAGAUUUCUGGUGCGACAUUUCGAACACCAAAGUACAUCCAUUAGGCUGGUGUGGAAAAUAUGAUGAGCUCAUUGAACCUCCUGAUGAGAUUAAUGCUCGUUAUGGAGAUACUAUAAUAGAUAUAAUGAAGAAAGCCCUUUUGGAUGGCCAGUCAGUAUCUGUUGAAGCUUUGAACAAUAAGGGUCUGUCUCCAAUAGAUAGGAUCAAAACAGAAAUGAAGGUGGAGGUGCAAAAUGUUUUAGAUCCUUAUAAAUACUGGAUUGCUACUGUUAAGGAAAAUGUUGGUGGCAGACUGAUGCUACAUUAUGAUGGUUCUGAUGAAGAUUUACCACAAUUCUGGAUAUUCUUCUCUAAUCCUCGGUUGUGUAGUUUUGGAUAUGUCACAAACAAGGGUUCCCCUUGGCAGUUCAAAUAUCCAAGCAAAAUCAACAAGUUUUCAUGUAAAAAUAAGCUUAGCACUCAACUGCGACAAUGUGCUGAAGAGUCCAUCAAAGAACCGACACCCCCAGAUUUAUUCCAGCCUAUGCCGAGUUUGGAAGUGCACAAUUUUGUAACUGGCAUGAAGGUGGAAGCAUUGGAUCCACAAGACAUGAAAACUAUCCGACCAGCAACUGUCACUAAAGUUUUCAACAACUUUCACUUUUUAGUUGUUUUAGAUGACCACCUAGAAGAUUACGAGGAUACCAAAAUGGCGAGGCUCUGUGAUUCCAUGCAUCCAUAUAUUUUUCCGAUUGGGUGGGCAGAAAAGAAUUCCAUUACUUUCAAAGCACCCAAGAUAUGGAAAGAAGAAUCUUUCGAUUGGGACGAAUACCUUUCUAUGACUUCGUCAGUUCCAGCACCUGAAUAUUGUUUUGGCACGAAGGAGCCUUUAAAAGGGUUUGAGGUUAAUAUGAAACUGGAAGCUGUGAAUCCACAGAAUCAUGAGGAAAUACAUGUUGCUUCUGUACAUUCUGUUGUAGAGCAUAUGGUGUGUGUGGAACUUAUGCCUAUAGGCGAAAAAUUUUGGUAUGCACAAAACAGCGACCUACUAUUCCCAGUCGGCUGGUGUGAUAGUAACAAUUAUGCAUUGCAUAUUCCAGACAUGUCGACUGUGAACAAAGAACCACUGAAACCUGUCGAAGAAAAUAGGAACAUAAACGAGGACAUUAAGUCACAAGAUGAGUGGUGUGACAGGAUAUUUUUCAAUUACAAAUGCUACUCUGGUCCUUCGAUCAGCAGAAAUAAACUAUCACAGCUUCCAAAGCAUGUUGGUCCUGGACCACUAUCUUUAGUUUUGAAGGAAGUGCUUAAUAAAAUAAUAUCUGCAUCAUAUAAACCAGCAAAGUUACUAAAGGACUGGGAGACUGAAGGACCGCCUGAGGAGGGGAUGAGGCUGGAAAUGUUACGAGCAAAAUUGAAGACGAGCACGUAUCACGCGUACGUGCCGGUAGCGACGAGCGCAUCGCAGGUGGCGCUUUUCUGUCGAAGCGUGUGCGGCCAACUGCAGGCGUGCCCCAGUCUGUUCGGGCCCGCGGAGAUCUCCGACCGCUGCCCAAAUAACUGCCAGCACGUCGACAAGUCCACCUUCCACAAUUUAACAGAACGUCGAGGGAGGCCGAAAGGUGCAAAUGGAAAGAGAAAGAAGAAAAAGACUACUCAAGAAAAACGUGAAAAGGAACCCCAACCUUCGCAGGAAACUGAGAGUAAUAAAGAUGAAUCUGCCAGUGAACAUAGUGUUGGCUCAACACCACCCUCGGAGUCGGGCACUAGACCGAACUCACCGGAUGACAGUGCCGCAGAAUAUAAAAGAAGCCAACGGAGAAAAAGAGAACCGAAAAAUGUCUAUCCAAAGAUGGAGAUGAAGACUAGAGGAGCGAAAUUACCAAACUUUGCACUCCAAAUGAAGGAAGCUCAUUGGGAUAAAAAAGACGUACAAACGAUUUAUAGCAAUAGCUGUGCUGCUAGGAAACGAGUUUCACCUGAAAUCGACUCGGAAAAUGAAACAAACGAAAGUAGCUCUAAUUCUAGAGAUGCUAAGAAUAUAUCAGAUGUGUCAGAUUCUGAGGAGCCCGAGUUGAAGAAACUCAAAUUCACACAAAACGAUCCUUUACCAUCAGAUAAUAAAAAGUUUGAAAAAGAUACUGCCAUGACAUGGACAAAGGGCAAGCUCAAACUGUCUCCGAAUCCCUUGGAAUGGUCUGUAGAUGAUGUUUACACUUACUUAAAGAGCACAGAUGAUUGUAGUCUCGUAGCAGAGAAGAUGAAACAAGAAGAAAUAGAUGGCGAGGCUUUUAUCAUGCUUGAUUUACAGACAUUAAAAGACUUUCUGCAUAUGAAAAAUGAAUUUGCUGUUCAACUUUGCAAGCACGUAACUAGAAUCAAAUGGUAUUAUAUAAUUAAUUUUGAAGAUAAUGUUCUAACGUGAUAAUUUGUUCCUGUAUUUAUAUAAAUUCGUCUAGUCCAUAAUAAAACAACAAAUUACAUAAAUGAAUUUCAUUUUAAAAAUCAUUCUGAGAAUACUUUCAUGUUCUGCGAAGUUUCUUGCAAAUAUAAUUGCAAAUUUUAGAUAUAAACGACUUAUUUUCAUCUUUCUCUCGAACAUGUGUAAAAUCUUCGUCAAGACAAAUAUUUUUCUUAGCAAAUGAUGCUUUGACAGGUAUCUCUCGAUCAAUGGACAAAGACUCAACCUGAUUAUAUUCAUAUUCAAUUUGUUGUUUCUUUGCUGCAAGCAUUUUUAGAUUAUCUGCUGAUGCGAUAGGACGAUGCUCCUUCUCAUUGUUAGAGUAUUUGUUUGUCUCUGAUAAUAAAUUACGAUCAUUCAUUGUAAUAUGUAAAUAUGGCGCCCCACCUUGCACAUAGAUGUUUAAUAUUUCUUCUUUCUUGGUGCUAGUAUUUAAUAAAGCAUCCUCUGAUGGACAAUCGUAUUGAUAAUUAUCUCUUUUGUAAGCUUCCACGACUGAAUGCAAGCUUUCCAAAAGAUUCAAAGUCUGUCUAUUCGUGGUACUGCUUGUCGUCGAAUGCAUGCCAGUAACAUCUUUGUCUUUGAUUUCCGUUGUAAGAUUUUCCACACUGUUCCGGUUCUCUUGUCUUAUAUUGGAAUCUGAAGACAUAAUGUGAUUAAAAACGUCCUCUAUAAAUGACUCCAUUUCAUUUACGGCGUCUACUUUAUUUUUUGAUAAAAUUUCUUCUAAUCUACUUUUGUAAGUUUCGAUAUCUCUCAUACUAGUGUAGAAGUUAUCAAAAAUCUUCAGAAAUGUCGCCUUGAAACAUUUUAAUUGUAUAUUAGACUGUAAGCUGCUAAUUGAUGAAUCGUCUGUUUGGAGUUCUUUGGACAUAGUGUUAUAGAUUUUCUUCUCUAACUUUUCUAAUUCAGAAUUAGUUAAGAUCUUACUACUGUCCCCGGCUUCGAUCUCGUGAAACUCAGGGUUAACUAAUUUGGAAUUUUCUUUAAUUGGGACAACAUCAUGUUCAUAUUUUUUAUAAUAGCUAUCGACGGGGCGACAGUUCCUAUAGCUUGAGCAACAUUUAGAAUCAUCAUACUGGCCACGUUUACCGGACUUUAUGCCUAUGUUGGCAGAUAUAUUAACAUCAGAUUUCCAAAUCGCUUCCGACUGUAGAGAAUCCUUAAGUGAAUCCUUGCCGUAAAAACUAUGGCACUGCUCCAAAUUACCUAAAUUAAAAUAGAUCAUGAGGCAAAGAGCAAGCAAAUAAAAUAUAUCUCAAUUUUAU
Molecule: messenger RNA, 5003 nt
Organism: Chilo suppressalis (striped riceborer)
Lineage: Eukaryota; Metazoa; Arthropoda; Insecta; Lepidoptera; Crambidae
Source: the annotation of a GenBank genome assembly